Neoarthrinium moseri is the source of this 1179-nucleotide messenger RNA. RefSeq lists its product as uncharacterized. Gene Ontology annotation, molecular function: 5'-flap endonuclease activity; 5'-3' exonuclease activity; DNA binding. The record is from RefSeq and is a predicted model, not a curated record. Lineage: Eukaryota; Fungi; Ascomycota; Sordariomycetes; Amphisphaeriales; Apiosporaceae. Bases 1 to 1179 code for a protein of 392 amino acids. The transcript has 4 exons. Gene Ontology annotation, cellular component: nucleus; cytoplasm.
AUGGGUAUCAAGAACCUCUUCUCCAUCAUCAGAGAUGAGGCGCCGGACGCCGUGAAGGAGGGCGAGAUCAAGAACCAGUUCGGCCGCAAGGUCGCAAUUGAUGCAUCCAUGAGCAUCUACAGUUUCCUCAUCGCAGUCCGAUCCGACGGCCAGCAGCUCAUGAACGAAGACGGCCAGACCACAUCACAUCUCAUGGGAAUGUUUUACCGAACUUUGCGCAUGGUCGACAACGGUAUCAAGCCCCUCUACGUCUUCGACGGCAAGCCCCCCAAGCUCAAGUCCGGUGAGCUUGCAAAGCGAUUCCAGCGAAAGGCCGAAGCCCACGAGGGACUGGAGGAAGCCAAGGAGACUGGCACAGCCGAGGAUGUCGAAAAGUUCUCGAGAAGAACCGUGCGAGUCACCCGCGAGCACAACGAGGAGUGCCAGAGAUUGCUCAAGCUCAUGGGCAUUCCCUACAUCAUUGCCCCCACCGAAGCCGAAGCACAAUGCGCCGUCCUUGCGAGGGCCGGGAAGGUCUACGGAACGGCAAGUGAGGAUAUGGAUACCCUUUGCUUCGACAGUCCCGUUCUCCUGCGACACAUGACCUACAGUGAGCAACGCAAGGAGCCAAUUCAGGAGAUCCAUGUCGACAAGGUGCUGGAGGGACUUGGCAUGGAGCGUAAGCAGUUUGUCGACCUCUGCAUCUUGCUCGGCUGCGAUUACCUCGACCCCAUCCCUAAGAUCGGUCCGUCAACGGCCCUGAAGCUGAUCCGCGACCACGGCUCCCUGGAGAAAGUUGUUGAGUGGAUCAAGGAAAGUGGCAAGUACACCAUUCCCGACGACUGGCCCUAUGAGGAUGCUCGAGAUCUCUUCUUCGAGCCAGAUGUCCGCAAGGCCGAUGACCCCCUCUGCGACUUCAAGUGGGAGAAGCCGGACAUUGAAGGUCUCGUAACCUUCCUUGUCACCGAGAAGGGCUUCUCGGAGGAUCGUGUACGAUCUGGCGGCGCAAGAUUGGAGAAGAGCAGCAAGACAUCGCAACAGGCCCGACUUGAAGGUUUCUUCAAGGUCAUUCCAAAAACGGAGGAAGAGAAGAAGGCCCACAAGCGCAAGAUCGAAGAACAAAACGAAGCACGUAAGAAGAAGGUGAAGGAGGACAAGAAGGAGAAGGCCAAGCAGAAGGCCAAGCCCCGCGGUGCUUGA